This is a messenger RNA of Seriola aureovittata, 3753 nucleotides long. RefSeq names its product estrogen-related receptor gamma-like. Gene Ontology annotation, cellular component: nucleus. The coding region runs from base 790 to 2112 and encodes 440 amino acids. The record is from RefSeq and is a predicted model, not a curated record. Gene Ontology annotation, molecular function: zinc ion binding; steroid binding; sequence-specific DNA binding. The transcript has 9 exons. Gene Ontology annotation, biological process: regulation of DNA-templated transcription. Lineage: Eukaryota; Metazoa; Chordata; Actinopteri; Carangiformes; Carangidae.
AGCAUCUGUAAGUGGAAUCGUUAAUGUAAUUGAAUACACCUGUGCUUUCCCACUGUGAUGUGUAAAAAUGUCUGCCAUGAAAAAAAGUCUGUAGCCUAAAGAGCAGCAGUGAGUUGUUGGUGGAUUUGUUGCCCUGGGUGUUACCUCUCAGGUUACAUACAGGUUGUCCUACCUUUAGAGGAGGUUAUUCGGGCUGUAUGCAGCCUGUGAGGAAGACUGCAGGAUUGACUUGACUUGAAUUUGAAGGACAGUUUUCUUUGUGAUAAAGAUGGAAAUACAGCUCCACCAGGCUGCAAUAGAAAACCCUCCUCUGUAUCUAUAGGAAUACAGGAGCGCUGUAUGUCCUCUAUCCUCCUUCUACUCUCCACCUCCCUCUGCAUAUAAGGGAACGCUGGCUGUGUCCUCCACCACCCCCCAUCCCCCCUCCCCACCACCACCACCACCACCCCUUCUCUUAGACACACUUUUCUGUCUGACACACUCUCUCAGGACUCCCCUGCGAGCAAGCUAGGCAGGUAGGUAGGUAAACUCAGCACUGGAUCAGAGUGAGACGCUGAGGGGAGAGAAAGAGGGAAAGAGAGGGGGUGUGUGUGUGUGUGUUUAUGUAUUUGUGUGUGUUGGGAGUGAGUGUGUGUGUGUGUGUGCGCUUGCUGCUGCAUCGCUGAGCUACAGAGACCGGAGGCAAGGAGAGCUGGAGCGUUUGUCCUUGAGACUGACUGACUGACUGCAGCUGUAGAGCGGAGGACCAACCAGCCAGCCAGUGGAUGAAACUGACAACAUCUGGGCAGGAUGUCAGUGAGGGGCUUGGACCCCACCUGUCCCUCCUCUAUAAAGCGUGAGCCCUCCAGCCCUAGCCCCAGCUCCCAGGGAGACGUCAGCCCGGCCCAGCCCAGCCCCGGAAGUUCUUCCUCUGACACAAACUCCAGCUACGGGCCUCUGACAAAGGUCCAUGGUCAUAGCAAUGGACUGGACUCACCAGGCCUGUAUGGCCAUACAGCGGGGUUGGCCAACAAUGGAGGAACAAACAGGAGGUUUGGUGAGGAAGAAGGUCAAGUGAAGUGCGAGUUUAUGCUGGGCUCGGUGGCCAAGCGGCUCUGUCUGGUGUGUGGUGAUGUGGCCUCAGGAUACCACUAUGGCGUGGCCUCCUGUGAGGCCUGCAAGGCCUUCUUCAAGAGGACCAUCCAGGGUAACAUUGAAUACAGCUGCCCAGCGUCCAAUGAAUGUGAAAUCACCAAGAGAAGAAGGAAAUCCUGCCAGGCCUGUCGAUUUGUGAAAUGCCUGGCCGUGGGCAUGUUGAGAGAAGGUGUGCGUCUGGACCGGGUCCGGGGCGGCAGACAGAAGUACAAGAGGAGAAUAGACGCUGAGAACAGCCCAUAUCUGCACCCACAGAACGCCCUGCCCCAGAAAAAAACGUACUCUGUUGGCGGUGUGGUGGAGAACAAAGUAGUGUCUCUGCUGCUGGUGGCCGAGCCCGAGGGCAUCUUCGCCAUGCCGGACCCCACUGUACCUGAGAGUGACAUCAAGGCUCUGACCACACUGUGCGACCUGGCUGACAGGGAGCUGGUGGUCAACAUCGGCUGGGCCAAACACAUCCCAGGCUUUCCCUCCCUCUCCCUGGCAGACCAGAUGAGUCUACUGCAGAGUGGCUGGAUGGAGAUAUUGAUCCUGCGAGUGGUGUUCCGCUCGCUGGCCUUGGAGGACAAGCUGGUGUACGCCGAGGACUACAUCAUGGACGAGGAGCAGUCGAAGCUGGCAGGGCUGCUCGACCUCAACAACGCCAUCCUCCAGCUGGUGAAGAAGUGCAAAACCAUGGGGCUGGAGAAGGAGGAGUUUGUGGUCCUCAAGGCUAUUGCACUCGCUAACUCAGACUCCAUGCAAAUUGAGGACUCAGAGGCAGUUCAGAGACUCCAGGACGUCCUUCACGGGGCCCUCCAGGACUACGAGGCCACCCACCACCCAGAGGACCCUCGGCGGGCCGGCAAACUGAUCAUGACCCUCCCUCUCCUGCGUCAGACGGCCUCUCGCGCUGUGCAGCACUUCUGCAGCAUCAAACAGGAUGGCCGUGUGCCUAUGCACAAACUGUUCCUUGAACUGCUGGAGGCCAAAGCCUGACCUGAACACAGACAGUGGUUAGGUUCAUCCCCACCUCCGGUACAGAUGUCAGGAUGGGAGGAAGUGAAGGAUAACGGGUAACGGUGGGGUAUGACGCCACGUAUUUGUCCAUUUCAGCUUGCAUUUGACAGUAAAGUUUUGAAUUUGCAAUCGCCAGGAAGCUGCUGGAAUAUUUUUAGAGACGCACCCCUCCUACUUCCAACGAAUGUUUGGAAAAAGCAGUCAAAUUUGCGUUUAGUGUCUUGACGCCAUGGACGUUGUCAUCUUUGCUGUUUGUGACACUAAUCUAAGUGUAUUGACCUGCUUUGAAAGCUGAAGACAGAUGACCAGACAGUGUAACAGCAGAAGAAACCGCCUUCUAGAGAUAUUUACAGUUACAUGCCAAAAGUAGAGCUUCUUUUGUCAAAAGACCACCUGAUACUUGAAGAUCCUCAUGGAUUAUUUCAUCCAUGUUGAAGCCUGUUUAUCUGCAUUCUGAUGCAUUUAGAGAGCCUUUUAAUGAUCUGAUUUAUUUGUCCUUUUUGUAUAGAAAAGGUAAACGUGUCCUAAGAGACAUUUAAAUAAGUCUUGCCAAAGAGUAAAGACUCAUACUAUUGAAUAAUACCAGCAAACGUCCACAACAUUAUAAUGUGGCCUGUAAGACAUUCACAUAACCUGCAUCCCUGCUCUGUCGUGUAUCGCAAAAAUAUCUAUCUAGUCACUGCAUUCAUGUAUAGAUGAUUAAAGGGAAGCGAUUAAGUGAUCAGCAUCUCAUAACACAAUAAUCGGCCUCCUGAUUUUAGUAGAAGAUUUCAGGGAAAGAGUACUUAACAUGUCAUGAUACCACUGUAUUACAGCAAAGUGAUAUUUAUUUAAAGUGGCUCUGUUCUUUUGCUGUUUUUUAUUUACUAACGUGGCAUUAAUGGAGAGUAGAUUAAAGCAAUUACAGUGGAUAAAUAAUUUUUUAAAGAUUUUUAAAUGAUAUCAUUGUAAGAUAAUUUUUUUACUAGCUUCUCUGCUACAGCACUGAUACCUGUGUAUACCAUAUCAUGAAAUUCAAGAAAACAUGAUUUAGAAGUGGAGUCUGUACUUGAAGAUCAUAAUGUUGUAGAGAUGUGUAGACCCAUAGAUAUAACUUUAACUAUGUAAAAUGGCUGCCAUACUGUAUAAUCUGGAUUAGGGAGGUGCUUGAAGUCCUUUCUCUGGUAGAAAUCUAUGUGUAGGAUGAAAUUUGUGCACUACUUUUUGCUUUUAGCCAUAAUGUUUGGGGAAACUGGUGAUGGCGCUCUGUUAAUCUAGUGUGUUUUGUGUGAAGAGUAGCUCUAUCUGAAAUUUGUCUUUUUCCGCACAUGUUAAAUGAAGGGAUUAAACUCAGAAGGAAUCUCAGUACAAUAAACAAAAAGCCCUGCUCCUUAUUUUACUCCUUAAUGCAAGGUACUGUGACACUGUAAUGUGCAUAUUUUUGUGACAAGAGGAUGGCAGCAAUAUGACGGUUUAAAUGUAUGUUCUGUACAUUUUUGCUGUAUAUACAGUACAUCAUGUCCUAUGCCAACAGCUGAGAGAUGUUUCAAGAUGCAAAUAAGCUUUGUUUGGAUGAGCUGUGCCGUGCUAUUUCAUUCUCAGGUGGAUUCUUGGGCAAUAAAGAUGAUCCCCAUAAUGCAA